Messenger RNA from Zootoca vivipara (common lizard), 33299 nucleotides. RefSeq names its product zinc finger and BTB domain containing 20 (gene ZBTB20). Gene Ontology annotation, molecular function: protein binding; RNA polymerase II cis-regulatory region sequence-specific DNA binding; DNA-binding transcription factor activity, RNA polymerase II-specific. NCBI's taxonomy places the organism in Eukaryota, Metazoa, Chordata, Lepidosauria, Squamata, Lacertidae. The record is from RefSeq and is a predicted model, not a curated record. Gene Ontology annotation, biological process: regulation of transcription by RNA polymerase II.
CCAGCCUCCAAACUUCCAGGACUGCCUCAGGGAUCCCAGGGGGGGGCUGCACGCGACUGCAUAUGUUGGGGAAGCGGUCAUUCCUACCCAGCAAGUGAAACUCAAAUGUAGGAUUGCACUGUGAAUGUCCUCCAGCAUAGUGUGGCAGUGUAGUUGUUGAAGUUGUACUGGUUUCAUCAUCUUAUAAUUUAGAUUCUGUGCCCUGAGUUACUUCAGGAGCAGUUUCUUGUUGACAUGACACAAAUGGUUCUUCCAAGUUGAUGAGAUGUACAUAUUUUAUUGUUUCUAAGGCACAGAGAUCACAAGUGUGAAAUGAAAUAUUGCAGGAGGCAUAAAUGUGAAGAGAUGACGGUGGAAUUUGCAUUGGCUUCACUUCAGCACAGAUGGUGAAAAACUUGAAGCUACUUUUGGGUCCUGAGACCUUGCUCCUUAGGCUAAUAAAUAACGGAAGAAAUGGGGGAAAUUAAUUCCACUGAGAUCGAAUGAUUCAUACUCCUUAAAAAUAUGAGCCAUGGGAAAUCUGCCUGAGUUUCACUGUGUUCUUGUAUGCUUUGAGAUAUUUAUUCAUUACAAUAGCAUUUCUAAUCAACAGUUAAUCAGUUAAUCAAAGCUUAAUAAUAAGAAAUGCACUCUAAGUGCAGCAUAGGCGUUCCAUGUUUACUGCAAGCUAGAGUGCAAGACUCAUCGUAACUUCAUCACAGUGUAAUGUGCAAACGGGACGCGGGUGGCGCUGUUGGGAUGCGGGUGGUGCUGUGGGUUAAGCCACAGAGCCUAAGGCUUGCCGAUCAGAAGGUCAGCGGUUCGAAUCUCCGCGACAGGGUGAGCUCCCGUUGCUCGGUUCCAGCUCCUGCCAACCUAGCAGUUCGAAAGCACGUCAAAGUGCAAGUAGAUAAAUAGGUUCCGCUACAGCAGGAAGGUAAACGGCGUUUCCGUGUGCUGCUCUGGUUCGCCAGUACCGGCUUUGUCAUGCUGGCCACAUGACCUGGAAGCUGUACGCCAGCUCCCUCGGCCAAUAACGCGAGAUGAGCGCCGCUCAUCAGGGGUACUUUUACCUUUACCUUAAUGUGCCAAACAGUAUUUAAGUCUAAAAUGUUUCACUAAGAAACAUUGUGAGGUCCAGGAGGUAUCUGAAUCUGGAACUGGAGAGGUAAACUUGACCUUUACCUUGUAGCUGGAAUAUUAUUAUUAUUUUAUGUUAAGCUUUCCAGUUCAGUACCUUAAGCUGUAUUAUAAGAAGAGGAUAUGACACUAUCUGGCAAAUAUAGCAGCUUAAUUAAUAAGUUCUAUGUCUUAUCUAACUAUUAGAAAAAGGCAAAUAUGAACAGAACCCAAAUUAGCUUGGAUCAUUUGAGGACACAUUUUACUGUGGCACUGAAGAGGAAACUUUUCUCCUCAAAAUUAGGGCUGAUUUUGGCCUGGUUUAGAAUGGUGAAGAAGCUCACUUGAGAAAGUGGUGCUUUAUGCAGAGGUCUCUGAAAGACAAGGUCAGUUCUCCUGCUGAAAAAGUGCCAGCUGUUGUGUUAGAACAGUUUUUUUAAAAAAAGAGAUAGAACAGAGUGGGUGGUUAUGCCAUAUUUCCUUAUACAACAGCACACAGGUGAAAUGUCAUCAAAAACUAACAAAGCAAUCUCAGAAUGUUCUGUUCCAGGUGGUGGUCUCCACCAGAUGGGGUUCUAUCCUGUUACAAGUUUGAGUUCCAGCAAGUCAAAAUUUAGGUUCUAGAGUGAGUAACGCAACAUCAAGCAAAGCGAGAUUCAAGUUCCAAUAACCAAAAGUCAAGCAAAGCAGCAGUCAGGUUCCAGUAAGGCAAAGGCAAAGCAAAUUGGACAGCAUCAUGUCAGACUAGAGAGUAUGAACAGGGUGAAAUGUUGUUUCAGUGAAAAACAAACUUUGUUUUAAAUAGAGCUGCAUCUCUAUCUUUGUGGCUAGCUCCACCUCCAGAGAUGAAAGUAUUUUCAGUAGAAGGGGGUUUAGCCUCAUUCAAAAGCAAUUGGCUCCAAAGGGCAGAGGAGGCACUGGCUUCUCACCUGGAGUUGAAGGUGGCAAUGCAGUUUCCUCAGGUUGGAGUGGUGCUGACAAAUUAGCCUCUCAAGUGCUGGUGUUUUCAGGGCAUGGGAAACUGAUUCUUGGAUCUGAUUCUGAGGGGAAGUUCCUGCUCUGUUAAGACUUCUGAAUCCAUGGCCUUGUCCCCUGAAGAGGGGGAGUUGAAUCUGGAGAAUAUAACACAAAAAGUAGUGAUGUGCAUUUUGGUCUAGGCAUUCAAAUGAAAAAGCAUACAGUGGAAAUAGGUAGAUUUUUAUUUUUAUUUUAAAGAAAGCACUUAAUAUUCGAGAUCUGUAAAAAAUGCCUUCACAGCCAUAGACUUUGCAUAGUGAAACAGGAUGCUUAACUCACUGCCUGCAUUUCACUGAAAAUCAGCAUGAUUUUGGGUGUCCUUGUGCAGCUCAUGCCUCUUAAAAGCAUUCCUUCACAAAUCAGCCACUGUGGUAGGUUAAUAGUGAUUGAUUUAGGAAAUUAUUUUUAAUCUGGUAUGAUAAUUUCUAAUGAUAACUUUUGAUUGAUUUGAUAUAUUUCAUGAAAUAUGCAGAAUAAUUAUUCUUUGGCAAAUUACAAGUGUCACCUCACCUGCAGCCAUCUUUGUCUUUAUGCUGCUGUGUUGCCCUUUUACAUGAUUUCUCUUGAGCACAAUCAUUUUCUUGUUUAUUUCAGAACCUUUUCCAAGUUUAUCGUACCUUAAAUAUAGUUUCUGUCUGGCUACUCCAUAUGAUGGGAUUCUGUUGAAACCUUUAUUCAUGUAUUACCCUCACAUUUUCCUUCAUGCUCCCCAAAACUACAAUCGGUUUUCACUGCAAUUUAUUGUGCAAAAAUAGGAAGAACAUAGGAAACCACAUUAUAUCAGGUCAAGAUAUUCCUCGGACUUGCAGGAGAGGUUAAAAAGAAAAGUUUUAUUUGGUUGUGUUCAAAGCAAGAGAAAGAACAAGCAAGUAGUAGGUUAUUUGCAUGGAGAAGAUGGAGAAAUGCUAUUGGGUGACAGAGAGGAGGCAGAUCUGCUCAAUGCCUACUUUGAUUCUGUCUUCACCCAAAAGGAAAGCAAUUCUAAAUCUGGUGAUAACAUAAUAAAGGGAGCUGAGGAAAAGAGGUGGUAAAGGGACACCUAACUACUUUAAAUGAAUAUACAAAUCUCCAGGGCCCUGAGGAGCUGCCUCCAAGGGUACUAAAAGAGCUUGCAGAUUUAAUCUCAGAGCCUCUGUCUAGAAUCUUUGAGAAUUAUUGGAUAACACGUGAGGUCCCUAUGGAUUGGAAGUGUUGUCUCCAUUUUGAAAAGAGAUUAAGAGUGGGACAGAAGAUUAAAAACCAAGGACACUGUUAAAAAGAACCUUUGCCAGUGAUGUAUACCCAGUAUUUAAAAGGUGGAGGUUGGGGGAGGAAAGGAGAGAAGAGGAAAGAUGUUACUUAUGAAUCAGUACAACUGUGCUUUGUUCUCCAUGAGUGUUUUAAUAGAGCAAGUGUAAUAUAAGGAUCAGAUGGGCUCAUGGGAAUGAAACAAAAGGUUUUUGUAAAAUUAAAGCAGAAAAUAAUUAUAGCUCUGGGUGAAAAAUGAGUACACUUCUGCAGCUUUUAGAAGAGACCAGCUCAAUUUGUAGAAGAGAGAGAGACAGAACGCAGGUGCGUAUGUUGUAUGUGUGUUAAUCAGCUGAUGCUUAUUUUAAGCAUCUUCAAGGAUAAUGUACCCACACAUCAUUGACUUAAGGUAAAAUUUAAAGAAUUAUUUUUAAAAAUCACUUAGCAAAAACAAAAAAAGGAUAGCACAUCACUGGAUUGAAUGAGAUAGAAGAGAUACAUUGAAUGAUUACAUUAGAGUAGUCCCACUAAAGUCAUCCUGUUUUCAAAGUAAAUGCAGAAAUUUUGACAAAAUCACAAAAAGGCUCAGAAUCCAAGCAUAUGCUUUCUAAUCAUGUUAUUGUGUCAGAUUGGUUGAUAGGAUCCUGCAUUUUUGGAUCUGCAGUGCAAUCUUAGGUAUGUUAUCUUUGUAAUAAGCCCCAGUAAAUAUAGUGGGACUUACAAUUAUGUAUUUGCAAUGUUAGAAACAUAGGAUUACACAGUCAAGAAAAACAAAAUGCAAGUUCAGUACCGAAGGCUAUUAGCCUAUGACAGCCCACUUUGAAAGAAACAUCCAGUGUGACGGUAGUCUUUGCCUAGUUCUUCUUUUCUUCUUUGGCGAUCACUUGUAGCCGAGUAAGAUUGUCUAUAUGGUCUUAACAGUGUGUCCAUAGGUGAUUGUGAAGGCCAAUUAUGGAUUCACACAUCCUUCUAUAAUGGGGACAUACCAUAGGUUUCUGAGUUGAUCACGGUGGGGAUUUGCCAAACAUGCCUUCCUCUUAGCUUGUUUCUCCCUUUCGUCCUGAGUUCGUGCUUCUUCAAAGUCCAUGACACCUUUGGUAGAGGCUAUUGGGGCCUCUGAAAAAAUGAAUUAUCCCAUAUAAACUAUUUCAUUCCCUCAGUUUCAAGAAGGCAAAAAGAACGAUAUGACGAGAAGAGGCUACAAUACCUCCCUUGCUACAGUCACAUUGAGGUUUAUGGUGAAAUGCAAACUGCAGUAUACAAUAGUGGCAAAUAACCCAUUUGUUAUGAACAGAAAGAUGCCGUGGGCUGAGAAAAAAAUAUCUGCAAACAAUUCUGCAUUAGCCAAAGGUACAUUUUAACCCCUAAUUCUGGUUCAUCAUAGUAGAACUCCGUCUGGUGCUAUAGGAAUAGUAAGCCUGUAUCAUAUGUGCUGGCCCAGUUGCAUGGGAUGUUUCUGUAUUGGCACUUUCCAAGAACAUGGCAUCUAGUGAAUACUUAUGUAUGGGGGUGGGGAGGAGAGGUAUAUGUAUAUAUAUUAUAUGGGGCCUUCAACAAGUAAGUUCCAUUUUGUCUUGGAGCACACAGCUACAUAUUUAAUUAGUCAAUUUAGAGGGAAGAUUUCAUAAUACCCACCACUAAUUUUUCUCUUUCCUCAAGGCUUGCCUAAAAUGGAAAAAUAAUAAUAUUGUAAGCAAGAUAAUUUUGGGCACCCAGAAUAUGUGAGACUAUCCGACUUGGAGGGACUGAUAUCUUGGGUUGCAAAUUCUGCCAGAAUGUGGAGGCUGAUAUCAUACUGAAGCUUUGAGCUCCAUUUGGUGCCUUUUACUUCUGUCUUGUUUCUAUCUGUGAGGGGAUGUGAAAACUAGAUCUGUCCUGUUUCCACAGCAGGGUUUUGGUUUAUUUUGUUUUUCAUAGCAUUUUAUUCCAUGGCCCAACUCCAGAGGAGAGCGUAUUGCAAAGAUGGAUUUGAAUGUCAGAUUUAACAAAAUGACUUGUGUAUGAGACAACCUUUACUGCUCUAAAAUUUAAUAGCUGAUUAAUUAAGGGUACAGUGAAAUUAGUAUUAAUAAUAAUAUUUUGGCUGAUGUAUUUUUCUCCUUAGAUGAGUUGAGUAAAUCUCAGUAUUAAAGCACCUAGGCUCUCUGUAGCCUGGUUAGGUUUAGAGAAAACUUUUGUUUUAUGUUAGUAACAUCCAGAUAGCAUCUUAUUAUUUGACUCUAGUCAUACCUUUGAAGAGCAACCCUUUGCCACAAUCAUUAUUAGAUGCACACUCUUUCUGUGGUAUUUCAAAAUACUUUGGUCCUUGUGCUGCUGGACAAAUAAAACACUAGUUCCCUUCAAAACAGCAACAAAAGUCUGAUGAACUCUUAGGACACUUUUUAAAUUUUUGUUCAGAGAAGAAAUAAGGGAACUGCACAGUACUUCCCCAUUCAUCUAGAAACAGAUAGUGACCUUCAGUGACAUAGUUGCAGCUGCCUAGGAUACUGGAACAGGAUACAAAAAAUGUCCAAAAGUUCAAGCAUAUGCAAGAAUGCAUGAGGCUAAUUAUCUCCCCAAAACUGAAAAUGUGUACUACAGUAGAAUGCAUAAUUGAGCCAGAUCAAUACUAAAAUAGAAACUUCUUAUGAAAUGUAUUUUUUUGUCUUGUUCAGUGUACUCAUUUCUAAUUCCUAAAAGUAAAAGUAAAAGUUCCACCACUUUGAAAUUUAUUAUGCAAAAAAAUUACUUGGGCUAUGAAAAUAAAACUGAAAGUUAAACAGUACGAUGAAAUUUAACAUGGUUGUUUUAAUAUAUCUAUCACAGAUAAAGAUCAUUGCAAAAGUGAUAACAAACAGACACAUAUUACUUUUUAUAGAUAGUAUGAUGAAUCUCAAAUCAAUCUUUAUUAAAUAUAUCACUUAUUAAUUUGCAGUGAAACUGGGUAGGGAUGAGUAAAAAUCAAAACUUUUGUAAGUUUACGAUCUGUUCCCUCACAAGGGGGGGGGGGUGAGAUGGAAUAAUUUUUAAAUCACAAAAAUGUUCCCCAUAAAAUACCAUGCCACAAUCUCAGUAAAGGAAUGCUUGAUAUCCUACCCCACCCCCUCAAACUUUGGAGUAAUACAUACUCCAGCUACUAAUAACAAAACAAUACGAGCAUCUCAUGCUGCAUGACAUGAGUAUCCCUUAAGGGAAGAAUAUUGAAUAAGUAGAUAAACAGUGCCAGUCAAAUUUUGCUACCUCCACUAAUGGAUAUUGAUCUAUUAACCUCCUUCCAAAAUAGGAACCAGUGCAACAUAUGGAAAAAUAGCCUUUUCCGCACAGCUUCUCCAACAUGCUGCUUCAUUACUGGAAACAAUGUGUUGGAUUCUGACUGGAGACAGAGACCAUCUGUGAGAUAUUUUGUAGACAUUUUCCAUGCGAUAAACACAUAUGGAUGAGAAAUAGACCCAUUCCAUAUAUCUAUCUCUUGUUGUUUCAUCAAAAUUGAUUUUCUGAAGCUCCUCUUUGUGUAUAACAGGCUGAUCCUAUGCACAUUUAUGAAAAAGUAAGUUCCACACAGUUCAAUGAUAUGUUCUCUCAGCUUAGCUCUCUAAUUUCAAUAUCAGCAGCCCCAUAAUUGCUAAAGGAUGAUCAGUUGUGGUAAGAACUUUUAUUAAAUAUCUCAAAUUUGAACAUACUAAAAAGAGAAGUGCUUACGUCAUUGUGAUUGGCACAGAGAUAUUAAAUACCCAAGAAAAAUACCCAAGAAGAAAAAGAUGAUAAUGUUGAACAAUCUGUGCAGUAAAGAAACACAUGUCUGCUUGCUGGAUAAUUCCUUGAAGGAUAGUGGCAGGGAAAUAUUUGGCCCCACUUCGGAUAGCCCCAUUAUGUGUAGAGGUGCUAAUGUUUCCUUAUCGACUAUUUCGGUGACUUUCAUUUGGCUGUAUUCUUAGCCUUUUCAUUUUUAUGUGGAUGACUUUUAUUGACUUUCGCAUUGUAUGCUGUAUCAUUCUGCCUUGUUGUUCUUACAAUAAAGUUGAACAAAAACCAAAGCCCUUCCAUCUUUUUUAUUAUUAUAAAAAAAUCUGUUGAAUGUCAAAAGCAGUUGAAAAAUACUGUAUCGAAUGAAUACCUCCGCUCAUAGUCAUAAAAUCUAAAUUCACCCAAGCCCACCAAAAGUGGAAUUUGUAGAAUGUUCUGAUUCUUUUUGUGUCCCUGAAUUCAGAGGAGUAGCCAACAGUAUUUCCAUGAAGCCCGAAACAGUCAGUCAGUCAGUCAGAGGUUGUAUUUCUUAUGUCAACUAAGAAAAUUUAAUUUGCUCCAAGAAGUGUUGAUCCAAUUUUACAGAGGUACCAUUGGAACUGUUCUCUGUAAUUCUGUUACUGCCUGGUAUGUCACAGCCUCCAAGAUGGACAAGAAAAGGCUCCAACGAGCAGUAAGAAUUGCAGAAAGGGUAAUUGGUAAUUGGUAGAGAGACUUUAUGCUCUCCGAGCUAGGAAGAGAGCAGAGGAAAUUGUCGCAGAUCCUUUGCAUCCUGAUCAUCAUCUGUUUGAUUUACUUCCACCUGGACAUCACUACAGGACUCUAUACACAAAAAUGGCUAGGCACAGGAACAGUUUUUCCGCCUUGUGCAAUCAAAUUGUUAAAUUCGUAGUUGUGUAGCGGAAGGGGAGGCCAGUUAUGGGUGGAGUUCCUAUGGUGUGCUAUUGUAUUGUGAGUGGAACAGUGUUUGUAUAAGGUACAUUUUUAUUGCAAUGUAGUCGAAGCAAAAUUCCAAGUAUGUUUGGUACUUGGCCAAUAAAUUAUUCCUUAUUCCUUAUAUAAAAAAAAUGCUGCACCACCUACACCUAUCUGUCCCUGAGACACUCUGAAUGUAAGAAGCACUUGGAAAAUUAAACCCUUGUGUGCUGGUGUGAAGUCAGCGAAGAGCAGUGAGAAAUAUGGAGGCGGCAGAAACUGAGCACAAAUAAAGGGCGCAAAGGAAAGGGGUGGGUAAGUGUGAGUGAGUGAGUGAAGAAGUGACAUGGAAGUGUGGUGAAACCUGUGAUACUACAGAGUGAAGGGAGAAGAGUACUAUGAGAUUAAAGAAAACCGAGAGAUGGAUUGCAGAGAGAAGGAGUGGGAAAACAGAAAAAGGGUGGGUAAACAGUGAUGGGUUUCUUGUGGGUUAACUUGUAGUGGUGCAGUUAGAGAUAAAGCAUGUGUUGUGGGUGAAGAGAGAAUAAGCACUGUGGGGCAGAGAGUGAAACGGGGAGAGAGAAACAGGGAGGAUUAACAAAGAGGUUCAGAGAUGCAUGUAGCCUUAGAGAUGGGUGUGUUCUGCAGAAGCUAGAGAAAAGGGGAUUAACAGAAUUGACUAAAAAGUCAAUGCUGAUUAAAACUGUAACAAAAGCUCUUUUUGCAAUUAACAUAGUGAAUAGAUGCUUUUAAGUUAAUAAAAAUGUAGAAGUCCCCCUCACAGUUGAUCAUCCCUGGUGUAGAUAUAAGCCCAUCAUUAUUAAUGGUGUUAAAGAUGGUUCUGGUUCUAGUCCAUCAGAAUUCUUGCAGCAGCAGCUUCUAUAUUACCAGUUUUAGUCUUCAGCAUGGCAACAUUAUCUUUGCCAGAUGCAAACUUCAUAGAUACGAGCAUGGUUGCAUUGACAGACUUUUUUUUUGAUACCAGAGCAUAAAUGGUUGAUUCCUAAAACAAAUCAGAAAUUCAGCAGAAAUUUAUAGAAUACAGUUGAGUUGCUAACUAUAUUAGCAAUAUUGUAACAAGGAUGGUUAUGAAUUAAAUAUUUCCACUUGUAAGUAAUUGACACAGCAAUAUAGAAUAUGAGUUAACUAGGCUUAGCUUCUGACAUUCAUAUCCUUGUUUUCUCCAUGGACUUAUGGAGUGGGGUGGGGUUACAGUGAGCUCCUGAUACCCAAAGUUGAAUCUGCAAUCUGCUCCAAGGUAAGGGUUCAUUAAUGUUUUUGUGGUAAAUACAAAUUCUUCAUGAUACUGAGAGUCCCAUUAUAUCCUCCCUUUUGCUACUUCAUAUCUCCUCAUGAAACUGAGAGUCCCAUUAUAUCCUCCCUUUUGCUACUUCCUAUCUCCCAUAGCAUUACCUGUGGUAGGAGGGAGUGACAGUGAGGGUCUGGUCCUUGCUGUUUAAACCACACUUCCUUGCAAGCAUUUCUAGGGCCUGGUAUGUGACAGUACACAUAGGCAAGGACCUAACGAUUCUCAAGCAGACCCUAGUCCCUUUUCUGGCCCUGUUUUCAGAGUCUCUCAAACUCGGGUAAAUCCAAAUUCUAAUAAACUUCCAGGCCCCCAAAUUUAGCACAAAAAUCUGAUAAUACUUUAAUGACAAUGAUUACUACUACUACUACUACUAGUAGUAGUAGUAAUCUGAUCUCUAUACCUUUGUCAAAUAGCGAGUUUACAAAAUUACAUGCAUUAAAAAAUAUAACUAAUGAAAAACAGAUUUAAAUCAAAACAAAACAUACAGCAGAUGGGCAUUCCUCAAUUAUAGCUGGCCAAAACAAAUCAGCCACCCUCAAAAGUGGGUUGAAGACAUAAGUCUUCAGCUGACACCAAAUUACAUACAGUGAUGGUGACAAAUGUAAAAAUGAGGGAAGGGAUACUUGAGGGGGGGGGAGUGUUAUUAACAACACUUUAUAAUUUACCCCAGCAAGAAAGUGUUGUUAAUCACAGAGAUGUGUCAGUAAACAGAGAUAUUUACCUGCAUCAACAGGUUCUGUGGUACAUGAAGGUACUGCAGUAUUCUAAUGUACAGAAAUGGUUUUCAAAUUGAAUUCCAAUGGUUCCAUGAAGAACAGCUUAUUCACCAUCACCAACCUUCCUUUACAAAGUGCAAACACCAAAAGUCUUUGACAUACUCAGAUCCAUGGUUAGUUAUACAAUGAGAUGAUGAGGCCAAAAGAUCUUGGUGUUGCUCUGAGGCAAUGUGUGCAAACAGGACUGUAAACAAGGUGAGAUCGGAAGGUGCACUAUGAUAUACAUGUACAGAAAAAAACCAGUGUCCAUAUGGAAAGGUGAUUAAAAGGGGUAACUUCAAUAUAAAUGAGUAAAAGCUUCUGCAUUAAAAAUGAAUAAAAAAACACAGGGUAUAGUCCUAAAGCACAUGAGGCUACCACAUUAUUGAAGCUAAGCAGGUCUUGGUUUUGAACAGUGCCUGAAUGCGAUUGCCUAGAAACUAUAUUUUCAUCAUCUUGGGUUCCAUGACAGAAAAAGACAGGACAUUUAAUAUAUUUUGUUCCUCUCUCUUUAAAAGCAGCUCAAUUUAUUUAUGGAUUUAUUGUGUGUGCUUCAUAGAAUAAAUAAAGCACAAGGGGGGGGGACUCUGUUCUUAUUAAUUUAAAAUGCUUCUGAUGCUAAGAAGUCUCUCACACAAGUAGUUCAAUUGUAUACAUACCAGUAUCUACUCCAAAGUAAGUCCCGUUGGAACACAAAGAUUGGUCAGCAGGUUCUCGAAUUUCCUGUUUGUUAUUAGGAAAUCACUAACUCUUUAUUUGAAGCUCCAGCAGGAAAUGUAAUGGUCCCACUUAUAGAGGAGGGCCCUGUGUGUAUCCCAGCCCAGAAUCUUCUGCAACUCAGAGGAGUUCCGUAGUAGAUACUUACAUGUUUCUCAACAGACAAAGCAGUGUGGAUAAUUAGAAAAACCAUAAUUCUAAGACAUCCAUCUUCUUCCUAAAUGUAACCUUAGAGUGCCUGAUGGAGAAAUAAACAUACCUUUGAAAUCUGCUUAGGAAUAUAUUUGAGUAGGGGGGAAAAUGAAGCAAAUUCCAAAGGAUAUAUAACAAGAACCAGGUAUUCACUCCCCCCCUCCACUUUUCUUUUUAGAAAACACAGGCCUUGGAGGUGGCACCUUACACAAAGAUAUACAUUUAAAAGAGAAUCCAAGUUCAGCGCUGCUGGUAGAACAUUGUGCUGCAUUGACACUUCCUCACCCAGUGAUACAGAAAGGAAAGGGAGUGCUUUGCAUUACUGUCAUUCCUAAAGGGAAGAAUGUGAGAGAACUAAGCACUUCAAUGUGUAAGUUAGUCUGAGAAGAGACAGCAUUUUUCACUGAAGGAAGCUGCAUGAGGUUACCUGAGGACAGUGUCUGCUUUACUGUCUGAUUGCUUAAAGUCUUUAACUAACUACUGUAUAGAUAUAUAUAUUGUGGGGACAGGUCCUAAGCCAACAAAAUAUUGUCUUUUCCAUAUAAUUCUAUUCUGAGAAUCACGUAAAGUACCCAGUAAGCAAUUUCUUCAGAUUCAUUAAUCCCGUUUACCAAUGUUUUGUUUCCUUUCAAAUUCAUAUACAGCAUUCCUUGCAGAACUUUGCUAUUUUGGGGUGGGAUUUUAUCACAUACCAACCAAUUUGGGUUUCGCUAUUAUAGAUGAGUAGGAGGCCUUGUGCAACAAAGCCACUUUCCCCAAAUAUGGGGCUUUUUUUCAAUAAGGAAAGUGCUGGGAAAAUGCACUGGAAAGUGUGGGAUAACACUUGCUUUCAAGCAACGUCAUCUAGUCUCCCUGUAAACAAAUCUGAAUGAAUGUUCAUUAAACAUCCAAUGUUGUUAAAUCUCCCUGCAAACAAAUCAGGAUGAAUGCACAAGAAACAGACCAUCUGGAAGUGCUCCAAAAUAACAGUAUAAAUCACAGCAGGAAAACAACAUUAAACUUAGAAAUCUCAAUUUAAAACACAUGGUAUGUUGUGGCUGAAUUUAUUUAUUUAUUUCAUUUCUUUCCCGCUGUUUCACAACAGGUAACAACAAGAACCAUUUAAAACUUAUUUUUUUAAAAAGUAAAUAUUAAAUAAAGAGUUAAUAAUAAUAAUAAUAAUAAUAAUAAUGGAAACCAUAACAGUAGCUACUUAAAACUAUGCAUAUAUGAGCAGCAACAGGACAAUAAAAUGAAAAUGGAAUAUGUUUCCUGUUUGCAGAAGGACAUCUAAGAGGGGACUAGGCAAACCUCUCUUGCUUGUAUAACUACUACUACUACAACUUCAUCUUAUUUCUUAGUUGUUGUAUGAUUUCAUUUUUAGUCCCAAUGAUUUCAUUGUCUAUUCUAGUGGAAUAAUUAUUUUUUUUGGGGGGGGGGAGCUGUGCAUUGAAAUAUUAAAGAGAUUCUAUCACAAUUCAUCAUUUUUGUAAAAUGACUCAAAACUAGUUUUUCUUUUUUAAAAAAAUGAAUAAAUACAAAUGCUCUAUGUUGCUUACAGUCAAAUUGUUGUUCAUGAGAUAUAGAUGUUGUCCUAGUUCUCUUCUUGACAUUUUCCACACAGCAGCACUUCAGAUUGCACUCAUAUGGCAGAUGUACAUAAAAAGACUAGCAGGGAGAAGAGUUCAAGUUUAGUCUUUUUCCUGACAUGUCAUGAAAAAAGGUGUCUGCACAUAUAAAACAACUUGUCAAGGUGAAGGCUAGACGAGAAACCUUAUCCCUGACAUCUAGCUUUCGAUGUACAGCUGUGUGUAUUUUUAAGGUGCAAGAGUACUCCAUUAUUUGAGCCCCGUCAGCAGUUGGAAUGAAACACUACCCACAGUGGCUUACCCAUCCAGUGAGAACUAGAUCUCUAAAAGGUAAAGGGACCCCUGACCAUUAGGUCCAGUUGUAGACGACUCGGGCUGCAGCGGUCAUCUCACUUUACUGGCCGAGGGAGCCGGCGUACAGCUUCCGAGUCAUGUGGCCAGCAUGACUAAGCCGCUUCUGGCGAACCAGAGCAGCGUACGGAAACGCCAUUUACCUUCUUGCCGGAGUGGUACCUAUUUAUCUACUUGCACUUUGACAUGCUUUCAAACAUGCUUUCAAGCAGGGACCGAACAACGGGAGCUCACCCCAUCUCGGGGAUUUGAACCGCCAACCUUCUGAUCGGCAAGCCCUAGGCUCUGUGUGAUCUUUAGCUGUGUGCAUUUGGCUGUGUUUGAUAGCUAAUCCUUAAGUGCAUCUGCUUGCAUCUGCUUUAGAGAUGGUUGCUGUAUGUUGACCAUCCCUGCUAAAGUGUGCUUUUCUAGGUGAAUCGUUUUUCUAAAACGAUUCUUCUCUAAGGCAGCCAAACAUGCUGAUUGCUGUUCUGCAAAUUAUUCUUUACAGUAUUCCUUCUUCACAGCCAUGUUUCAGUAUCCCACAAAAGUGCAUUCCAACUGGCAAGUUAGAACAUUGCUAGUGCGAGUUGAGCAUGGCAAGACCAGAGCCCCACAUCCUAAGCAGUGUAUUGUCGCCAUGGGUGUGGCUAGUGGGGUUGCGGGGGGGGGGAGGUGUCCCCCUAAAUCAAGUAAAUAAAUAAAAAUACGCAACUAACUGACCAAUUGUGUCACAGAUAACUUGGUUCUGCCCCCCCUCAAAAAUAAAUCCUGGCUACAUCAGUGAUCCUGCCAGCUAAUAUAAUUUUGCAAUUACUGUACAGUAAUUCACAAGUGAUAGGAAAGACUGAGGGGAAGGAAUGCAGGAUCGUACUGCCAUUCUGAUCUCUAAAUGAUUGUCAGGGCUGUACUAGCUCAGUAAACGAUCUGAAUGGCAAAAUAGCUAAUAAUCAGAAAUGCUGCUAAGAUGUGUCCAGUUUUACUUUUAUGGAGCUGACAUAGCAUAUUACAGUGGCAGGAAAUUAGCUGCAAAGUCUUGUGGCUCAUGGCAUUUGCCACCUGCAAAUUGAUGAGGAAAAAUGGAAGAGACAGAUAGGAUGCUAUUCAAGGUACAAAUGCAUUUUUAUCUCCAGUUUGAUUCCACUAAGUGUAGGAUCACAGACCGAUCUAGACUGGCUUUCCCUAUCAUUAUCUAGAUGUGUUCUUUCACUGCAGAGAUCUAGUUGCUUAGCUACAAUUCUGGUAAACUAUUUUUAUUUUUAUUUUACAUUAAUAUAUUACAUUCUAUGCCACCAUGAUGCCACCCAAAGCAGUGUACAUCCACAAUAAACAGCAACAAAACAAAUCACAAUAAAUCACGUUAAAGCCUAACACCACAGUUUAAAAGAGAUAUCAAAACAAACACAGCCUCAUUAAAACACAGCCAUAAAAUGUCAACAUUAGUCCUAGUAGAAAUAAAACCAAUGCCAAUUUUUAUUAGCCAGCAUAAAAGAUUUUGUGGAAAAAAACAACAACGUGUUGACUAAGUGCCGAAAAGCCAGCAACCAUCGUUCUGUUGGCAGCAUAUUCAGAGGUGUAGGUGUCACCACAGAGAAGGCACAGCUCUUGCCCUUCCAGUUCUCACUUUUGUAAGAGAUGGGUCAGAAAGCAACGCUUCCCCUGCCAGAUCUGGGGAGCUUACUCAACUGUACAGCAUUAUCACCUCAAGCACGGAGUAUUGUUAAACAUUGUUAAUUGCUCAUCCUGUCCCCUUGGGUUCCACUGAACAAUUAAAAGUCAUGCCAAGAAUGCUUUUGCUAAAUACUGUAUUUCAGAAACUGAUCAAGAACAGUAGCAUUUACCUUCAUAGAAUUUAUUUGGAAAGCAGGUGAAGCUUGGCCCACUUUUCCUAUAACUUCCUAUAACAGAGCUAAUCUAGCUCUGUGAUGCUUCCUCCACAGAUUUUAUGCCUUUUUAUUGAUUCUUAUUCUUUUACUGCUAUAAUAUGAUUACCUAAGAACUGUUUGUACAGUUUGAAUAUUUAUUAUCAUAAAGGAGUUUGCCUGACUUCACAUUUUUAAUAACUGAUCCAGUAUGGAUUAAAUUAAUCAUAGCCAUGUAUUUCUAAUUUUAAAGACGCAUAUAAUUUUCCAAUAAUGGUAGUUUAAAAUAAAUGAUAUAAAAAUACAGUAACAUUUUCUCAUUUUUUUGACGUUUUUGUGAGAGUGUGCAUCAUUGAGGGAACACUACCAUAUGUUGACUGUACUGGUAUUAGUGGAUUUUAGUACCAUUUAGAACAUAUACAUUCCCCUUCAUACUCUCACCUGAAUGCAAAUGGGACCCAAACAGGACCUGAAAGUAUGUUUGGUGAUAUCAGUUCAUGAAUAGUAGCAAAAUUCUCCUGUGCUAGGUCACACAUAGCCUACAUUUUUUGUGCUUGGGGUAUAAUAAUGAAAAUGUGAGAUAUCAUAACAGGAAGCCAUUUUAGUUUAGAUCUUGAAAUGAGAACCCCCUUUUUAAAAAAGGAUGUUAAGCAGCCAAAUGAAAUUUAAACCCAAUAUUUAUUUAAUAUAAAGCAGCAUAAACUAGUACAAAUAUGGCAUUGGAAAAUGAAAACCAGGACAAAUAAAACAGAACCUAUUAAAAAAAAAUCUUACUUUAAACUCAUAAUAAUAACGAACCAGAGCAGCACACAGAGCAGCACACAGAAACGAACCAGAGCAGCACACAGAAACGCCGUUUACCUUCCCGCUGGAGCAGUACCUGUUUAUCUACUUGCACUUUGACGUGCUUUCGAACUGCUAGGUUGGCAGGAGCAGGGACUGAGCAACGGGAGCUCACCCCGUCGUGGGGAUUCGAACCGCCAACCUUCUGAUCGGCAAGCCCUAGGCUUUGUGGUUUAACCCACAGCGCCACCCGCGUCCCUGCGAAGAGCCAGGUACAAAUGCCCAAAAUAAAUGCUGAAAUUCGAAGGAAAAGUGUGGGUGCAUGGAGGGUAAGUUGUAAGGAGGCACAGUUUGUGACAUCAAACAACCAAAACUGAUUGCAGGACAUGUCUGUAAAGGCAUCAUUAGCCUUAGCUCCCAGUUGCCCAAUUUUGUGCAGCUUGAGCCAACAUGAGAUAGCUUUGGAGAGAUUGCUUAGAGAGAGAUCAUUUGCUUGCAAGCUACUAGAAUUCUGAGUUGUAUGAGUAAAUAAAUGGAAAGUACGAGAAGAAACAAAUGGAAGUUGUUCUAUCCCCAAGUUUUUUAUUUUAUUUUAUUUUAUUUUAUUGUACAAAAAAUAAUACAAAGAAUAGUACAUAUACAUACACACAUACCAUACAUCACACAAAUGAUAUACAAAAAUUGAUACACAUACAUACCAUACCCAUACACAAUACUGUACACACAUACCUAAACAGCUAAUACUUCUAAUAUAUUCAAUUUUUUCUUCUGAGUUUAAAAUCCAAAGAAACCUAUCUAACCUUCAAGAUAAGAAAAUUUCCCAAAUUAAUGUACACAAUUCUUAACUAUCAGAUAUAAAUAAUUUUUGAAAUGCAUUAGGCAAAUAUAAAUAGAUAGCUCUGUUUGUGGCCAUUGUCCCUGAUCUCUUAAAUAAGAACUUCCAGUUUCAGAGGCUGGGGACAUGGAAUGCUAGAGUAGAUGGAUUUGGGUGGGAGGGUCAAAUUCAGCAAAACAGUUUUCUUUGAAGCUCAUAGCUCAAGCAAAUAUGAAUAACUCCUCUUGACUUCUUCUGAUUCCUGACAACCGAAAACAGGGGCUGAGCGGGGGAGGAAAAUGAAUUGUUACAAAAUGUACAUUCAGAAGACUGAGUCACAGGCUUUGUACAGGUACAGAGGCUUUUGUGAGUGAAUAAAUGAGUAAUUUUUUUUCUACAGUUUGAGUGCAGAGAAUUGUUUACUAUAAUAUUAUGCCCUCUGUUACUAAGGGAAUUGGAACGUACUUUGGUGAAAUGUUGAAAGAUUAUUAGGAUUCACAUUAAGCUCUGGAUUUUAUCCUUAAUGUUAAGCAUUAACACAGAAUAUCUUUUUUAAGCCACAUAUGUACAUGCACAUGUAUUUCUUACAGGUCCAUGACUUUUCUUGCUGCUUGUAUCUGUCAUCUAUCUGUAUCUAUCAUCAUUUAUCAAAAAUACAAAAUCUAAAACGUACUUGCUCCCAGGCCCACAUCUUGUUAUGUGUGAAUGCAAACAAGUCUCACCUAUCAUCAUUUACUAGAGGUUUUAUGUACAGUACUUCUGGAGCUGAGACCAUCUGUUCACCCACUUCAUUUGUUGGUUUAUAAAAUAAAAUGUUGACCAUCAGAAAGAACUGAAUGACAUUUUACUUGAAUUUAUUCAACAGCCAGCUUAGUGAAACUAUGAAUGCAUAUUUUGAAUCAUCCCUGCUUCCAGAGACCCAUCAAGAUAAUAUGUCAGAUGGUUAAAGAAAGCUUAAUAAAAUUACUAUCUUCCUACUUGGGAUGUCAAGGUUUUCAGCACUUCUGUUUGAAAUCCCUAUAUUUCUAGAUCAGGGGUCAGCAAACUUUUUCAGCAGGGGGCCGGUCCACUGUCCCUCAGACCUUGUGGGGGGCCGGACUAUAUUUUUUUAAAAAAGUGAACGAAUUCCUAUGCCCCACAAAUAACCUAGAGAUGCUUUUUAAAUAAAAGGACAUAUUCUACUCAUGCAAAAACACCAGGCAGGCCCCACAAAUAACCCAGAGAUGCAUUUUAAAUAAAAGGACACAGUCUACUCAUGUAAAAACAUGCUGAUUCCCAAACCAUCCGCGGGCCGGAUUUAGAAGGUGAUUGGGCCGCAUCCAGCCCCCGGGCCUUAGUUUGGGAACCCCUGUUCUAGAUUAUCAUUGCCCCUAUGCCUGACAAACAGACAUGGGAAACUGGUUUGGGUUAAAUAAGAACCAAAGCUUUUUUUAAGGAAAUGCAUCGUCAAACAUAAAUGAGCAUAUGGUGGCUGAAAAUACAUCAUAUUGGAGAGCAUGUUGCUUUACAGCAGCCAUCCCAGAUAUAGCUACCUGGCUUGUGAGUUGCCAAAAUGGAUGGUUUGACCUGAUUGGCGUCCUAAGGACUCUAAAGGCAUUGUAAUGCCUCUAGAUCUGUACCCAUGACAGCCAGUACUCUAGGAAGCUGAUCAACUUGGAAUACUCUGAAGAAGGCCCAAAAAAGUAGACUAGUCACAAUUUAAAUCCAUGUGCAAAUCCAGUAUGGGAGCAUCUUUCCAAACUUCCUUCUGCAUCUUCUCCCAACAUAGAACUCCAGCUGAGUGUAGGAAACUUGUUGAAAUAACUGCUUCUAUGGCAUCCUUUCGAAACUGUUUUCUGUUACAUUUUUAUCGUUUAUGCCAGGCAUCCCCAAACUUCGGCCCUCCAGAUGUUUUCGACUGCAAUUCCCAUCUUCCCCAACCACUGGUCCUGUUAGCUAGAGAUCAUGGGAGUUGUAGGCCAAAACAUCUGGAGGGCUGAAGUUUGGGGGUGCCAGGUUUAUGCUGUUCUUAAAGGUUUGUUUCCAGAAUUGGCUCUAUCAUUAGACAAAGUGAGGCAGCUGCCUCAAGCAUCAGGCGGUGGUGAUGAGGUGUUGGAGGACAGAGCUGUGUGUGUCAUGCAUAGCUUACCCUGCAUCCUGUAAGCUAGCCUGCUGUGGUGGAGAAUGCUGUCCUGUUGCUAAGUUUUAAGUAAGAUUCUGUUUGUGGAAUUUGAAAGCGAUGCCAUCUUGUCUUGCUCCUAAGGCAGUAAAAUGUCUUGGGCUGGCCCUGUUUGUUCCUGAUAUAUCGGGUUGAUGAUAAUUGACCACAUUAAUUCACUGAAGACAUCACUGUUAAGUGGAAACACCAUAAUACUGAAGGUUUAGCUACCUAGGCCUGUGAUAUAAAUAUAUUCUGUCUCUGUCUCUCUCUUUAGAGAACUUUCUGAUUGCAGUUAAGCUAUUUCUAUUGAGCUAUAGUAAAUAUUUUUUACCCUGUGCAUUUUUAGUAAAUUUAAAAUCCAUCAACACAUGUGUUAUUCAGACUUAUACAGGGCAAGAAAGAGAAACAUAUUUUUGCAGUGUUCAAAAUAAAUAAGUAGCAAGCACAUAACCUUAAAAAUUAAAAGUUUGUGGGAAACUUACUGUGCCUUGUGGUAAGUGGGACAUAUUCCAUAAAAUGGUGAUGGCUGGAAGUAAUAUGAAGUACAGUUUGUUCUGUGGCUUUUGGACCAUCUGCAAAUGACUUGCAAGAGACACAAGGAUACCAAACAAAAGCAUAAUUGUGAUAUAAUGGAAGUAUGAAUCAGCCAUUCGGACACUCCAGCUGGAAAAAACAGGCAAAGUCUGGGAGUACUUCUAGGGUGGCAUUAUAAUUCAUUAUUGACUGGAAAGAUGUGAAUUUCCGACACUAAGACCCAAACUCAUGAUGCCCGGAAAGUCUUUCUUUCUGUCUGUGAUGGUAAUCAAUAUAAUCUAGGUCUUUAUCAGUGGGAUGCUGGUGGAUUUUUUUUAAUGGUUUAUCUAUGUGGAUUGAGACAAACGUUAAGAAGAGAUAGGAGUGGUUUCUUCUCCUAUCUUUGGUGCUGAAGAGAGAAGUUUGGAAGUUUGGUCAGGAUGUGGAUAAAGAUGAAAGCUGAAAUAAAAAUGGGCUAUGUUAGGAGAGUUUGCAGCACUGUCAUAUUCUUGUUAUGCUUUCCACAAAAAGUACAAGCAAUAGCUUUUAAUAAUUUAAUAACUGCAGUAUCUUUGGAAAUGUAUUCUCUUUUUAUAUGUUGCAUUAUGAGCAUAUAGAAGAAAUAUAUGUCAGUCUCCUUUACAAUUGAGACUGUGAUCCUAAACAGGGCAGAUAAUCAAUAAGCAUACAAAGCUUUUCUUCUUCAGCCAUAGUGAAGAAGAUGAAACACAGAAUACUGCUGAGGUUAAAAGUUUUUAAUUAAGCAAGGGAGGAUAUAAGACAGUGUUGAUUACAGCAAUGUGCUGGUAACAUGUCUUUUCAAAUAUUUUAAGGAUGUGAAUUUCAAAUGUCCAUGCGUUAGCCAUGAUUUUCUCACUUGAUAUCAGAGAAGGAAUUGGCACCAACUAGAUAUUUUGUGUUUUCAUUAUUUUGUUUUAUUGUAUUUUACUUUUGGCAUGAUUAGUUUAUUCACGCCUAUUGUAUAACAUUGUAGUAACUUUAGAGAUAAAGGGCACUCUGAAAACACAACAGCAACAGCAGACUGGUAACAGGCAGAAAUUAGUCAAGAUUUCAGGCUCCCUGGAACACAUAAGUUUAGUAUAGCUACUAAACUGAAACAAGAUAACAAAUAGAACUGUUUCUCAAGAAUUGCCCAGGCAUUACGAGUAGUUCUACCAUUGGCGGGGUGGGGGUGGGGAAAAUCUCUUCUUUUAAUGUUUCAUAUUUUAGCUGUAAACUUGUUGUUGUUGUUGUUGUUGUUGUUGUUGUUGUUGUUGUUGUUGUUGUUGUUAUAUCCUGUCUAAUGUGCAAACAUUAUGCAGUGGUCUGCUGAGCUAGUCCUCCAAAUCUGGCAGGAUGACCUGCUGCCUCAGGAUCACUCAUGGAAAUAAAUUUUAUGUGAAAUUCCAGACCCAGAAACCUCCCCUCUAAACAAAUUCACACAUGACUCCCCCUGGGCUCAGGACACAACCCCCUCACAGGGUUUGACCAAACCAUUUGAGUCCCUGGAUUCCUUUAAUGCAAUACCCUUCACAUAGGGAUGGCUAAAGUGUUCUCCCAUCCCUAUCACCUGAACCAGUGCCUAUCCGCAACCUUACAAGUUGUGACGAUUUGGCGAAACCCAAAUGGAACCAGCCAAUCAGUCAAGUGGGGGAAAUUCCUGCCAUGCCCCUGUCCCGACAACAGAUGACACACGAUGGUAUAGCAAGGUCAAGUGCAAAAGCCCUAAAAGUAAGGAGAGGUGGGUGGGUGUUCUGAAUGCACACACCAAAAGAGUAAGCUUUGGGUCACAUGGAUGGGUCCCUCGAUCUGUUUGGACUGUGGCCCAUUGGCCAGAUUGAACCCAACAUCGAGAGACCUACCAAUCGGGUGUUGUGGCUGACCAGUCUUACCCACCCACAACACGGGGUGUCGGUUUCCAGGUCUCACCGCAACACGUGCCCUCUUUGAGGGAGGACCCAAUGUCUGUUCCUAAUUUUCGAUUUAAUAAAUUCAAAUUGCCGUACUGUGUAAUAUUUAUUAUAUUUUUAUCCUACCCUUCCUCCAAAGAUCUCAGGGUGGUAUACAAAAAUUCUGUGAGAUAGGUUAAACUGAGAGAUAAUCGCUGGCCCAAGGUUAAUGACUUAAAUGAGGAUUAAUGCAACUCAUUCAGUUUAAUCACAUGACAUUGAUGCAUUUGAGCACCUUGCGUUUCCUAUUGAAGUCACUUAUUUCCCUCAGCUUGUAGCAACUUUAUGCUUAUUCACCACAAAAUGUGACUGUAGGCUUCUGUUCAAGCCACAUUGAGAAUGUUUGUUGUGGCGUGUAAAACUGCAAUGUAAGAUGGUGGCGAAUGGAUUUGUUAGGAGCAAUGGCUGAGGGGACGAAAGUUGCCAUUGCGGAUCAGCUCUUAGGCAAAUCUGAACCCCCAUUUGACAUGUCUGUAAAUAUUCUGCAGGUUCCUUUAUAUAGUAUAGUGGUCUCCGACUGUGAUAAAUUAUCUGUCUGUCUGUCUGUCUGUCUGUCUGUCUGUCUGUCUGUCUGUCUGUCUACUGUAGUUCCCAUGUAAAGGCUGCUAAUACUCUUUUGCAUGGUGGGGCUUUAUGUGAGACUGUAGUGUUAUUUUCAGCACUAGGUGAAGACCUUUUCAUUAUCAGUCUUUAAGUGUUUUAGUGCUCUUUAAAAUCUUUUGUGUAGAUUCUUUUCUGUUGCUGAUUUUACUUUGUUUUAGAUUUCAUGUCUAUCUUUUAAUUUUACAUCUUCUGGUUUUAAUUUCUACUUGUACACCACCCAUAGAGUCUUUGUCAAUUGGCUGGUGUAUAAAUAGUGUAAAGAAAAUAAUUUUUUUCUAAACUUUUCCCCACAUGCCCUGGCCCAGUUGUGUGGGAAGCUUCCAGUGGUCAUGAUGAAUAUGUAGUAGACUUACACAAAGGCUCUUCAUGUGACCAGUCCAGCACAUAGAUCCCCAAAUAUGGCAACUUUGCUAGCAGGAACAGUUCUAAGGAGGAUCUAAAGGUCAACUGUAAUAUGUGAAGCAGGCAUGAUUGCCACUAGGCAAGUGGUGACUACACAGCAGUUAAUACCUCACAUUUGCUUAUUUAUUUAUAGUCUGCCUUUCUUACAUGACAAUAUUCAAGAUGGGACUAUGUGGGGUUCCCAAACAGUAUUACCUUUCUAGCCACUGCCCAGGUCCUGCUUUGCUUCAGCAAGUUUGGUUUACUGUGUGUGUUUGCACCAAAGGCAUUAGCGUUUCAGGUAUAACAAAGGUGACAUGAAAAGUUGUGUAAAUUCCUCCAUUAUAUCAAAAGCCUCCCAUCACCGGAAGGGGACUCCUUUGGAAUGCAGAAUGUCAAUGUGGCUCCAAUCUGUUUUUAGGACCUUUGCUAGCUAGAAACUGCUAAAAUAUGCUGUUGUUUUUCCUUAGUCAUCCCCCAGCCCGAACUAUCUUGAGUUAAUUUUCUGUGCAUUAAGUAAAAAUACAUUGUUAUGGGUGGUUCACCAGGAAUGUUCUUGUUCUGUAAGAUUUUUCUGCCAGAUUUUGCUUCAUCAUAGGUCAGCAUUACAUGAUGCUUAUUGUUAUGCAGGCAUAACAAAAUGGCAGCACUUUCUCCAAAAUAUCUCUGCCAUUAGAUGAAAUUUAGGGAUAAGAAGAGUAAACACAGUUUAACAUGAUAAGAACCCUGUUGUAUCUACUGCUUAUCUCUGCUUGCUGUUCUGAAGACUGUGAUAAUCUUAAAGUGAGUGAAUUCUCAUCUUUCAUAGAAGAAAUAGAUUAAAAGACCUGACAAUUUUAGGAAAGUAUUCAAACUUAAAUGUUAUUUUUGUUGUCAGUGUGACUUCUUUUUAAAAGUUGUGACUAUCAGACCUUUAUAACUGAUACGAUAAUAAUGUCUAUAGCUUUAUGUCACUCGAAAAAGGGUAACCACUUUCAAAGAAAAACAGAUUUUAUGGAAGUCUCUCUUUAGUUUGGCCAAAGAACUUCAUAUGUAUCAAUACUCUCUAGUAUUGUGGAUUAAAAGAUAGCUAUGAUGAUGUCAUAUCCUAGUCUACCCCGCACCCUUUCAGUUUAAAUUCAGGAAUUUUCUGAGUCACUCGCAACAGUUGAAUGUUUGGUCCCAAAGCAACAAGCUGAAUUAUUUGGUUUUAGCUGUCAGAUACAGUGUUCAAAGUGUAAUAAGAUCUAGACAUAUCUAGCAAAACAGUAACAGUGGGUCUUGGGUUUAAAUGUUAUUUUACUUUCUGGGGCUACUCUAAUAUGCUGAGAAAAUGGUAUUACCAUUUUUCCAAUGUUAAGCUUAGUUUAUUGGUAGAAAAACCAGUAUAUAUAUAUUUUUUGUCAUAGGACAAAUUUAGCAAGGUGUAAAUAUCAUGUUUUCGCUGUUCUAUGUAGUGUGGUUUUGGAGCAUUAUAUUCCCUAUAUUACAAACAGAACUCUGAUUUGUUUAAGGAGAACAAAAAUAGUCUCAAGGGAUCAGAUAUGACAUGCUGCUUCACAUAUGGAGUGUCUCCUUGUGACUUCAUUUGCAUAUCACUUUAAACCAGGUGUGGGGAACUUCUGGCCUGUGGACCACAUUUAGCCUGCUAGACCAUUUUCACUGAAUUAUGGCUGCUUGCCUUACACCUGACGUCAUAUGUGACAUCAGGUGUGGGGCAGGUAGAGAUGUGGGUAGAUCUCUGGGGAACCCUGCUUGCAGAGAGCAGGGUUAAACCGAUGGGCAGCGAGUUCAACCCAACUUGAUUGGCUACAUGACUGAGGAACUCAAUCACACAGCUGAUCCUGAAGUAAACAGUUUCCCUACGCAUAGAGCUGGCACUAAAGUAUCCCAAUGCCAGCUGACUGUUGGGUGCUUUGAAAGUGCUGUGCGAGGGUCUUUUGGCAGGUGACAGGACAUGGCACCUAUCAGUUGCCUGAUGUCAUCAUGACACCCUGUGAUAGACAGCUGGGUUGCCCCAACCACCUGCCAAAGUUGGGCCAUCAUAAACUAAAUGAUGGUUUAAAGGUGUGAACAUAAACAUUUCAUUUCCCCUAGGAUUCACUGGACAUGUGUUGCUUGGGAAUAAUGUGUAGGAAACUUUGUGUAUAUCUCCUCAAAUUCUCCACUAGAGUGCAACCUCUGGUGCAUUCUGGGGGAAAUGAAGUGGUUUCAGCUAGAUGUUUUUGCCACCAAAGAAGUUGCCCUCCCCUCCAAGUGGAUUAUAUGAACAAGAACGUUCUCGUUUGUUCUCUGCAUUUGUUUUGGCAUAGAUCUGGCCCUGUUCUGUUGAAUUUUCCAUUUGUUUCCAUGAGCAUAUCCAUAAUUUAUAUGGUGAUUUUGACUGGGAAAAUGGUCCACACUGGAAAAUGCUUACUUACCUGUCUCCCUCAUUUUGCUGUCUGAUCAAAUUGAGAGCCUCCCCUCCCCUCUUCCAUGCAUUUGUGAUGGGGGAUUGGGAGAUAACUCCACGUCCCCCGUUCCCCACAUCACAUCAAGUUUGGUCUUAGGUCUGCUUCAGCUGUGAUGAGGAACAAGGGAAAAAAUUAUGCUUUUACCAACUGGGAGAUUUAAAAUGGAGUUUAAGAUGAGCUACAAAAGUAUCUGGAUUUAAGUUAUUCAAGUUAUCUAUUGAGCCUUUGGGCAGAAUGAGGCACAGACUGCUAGAAACUUGUUUCAUGUCUGUGAGUUGAUGGUGCCUGGGGAUUUUUAUACAAGCUGGCCACUUAAUGCUUCACCGGCAUAGCCAAGAUGCCAUGGAUCCUUAAUUCCUGCCUCUUGUUUAUUUUCCACAGAAAGUCUAAUCAUAGGAUUCAGUAUGCUUGGCAUUGGUGAUAUACAUUGGAGUUUCAUAGCUAGAAUUUUAUGCUGCUUUGAUUAUUCCAUUCCUGUGCCAAAUAGGAUGGCAUUUGAUUUUUUGUAAAAUUGCUUUGGACUAAGAAUAAUUAAUUAAUAAUCUUGGAAGAAGUGAAAAGACGCCAUUAGCACACAGAUCCUUAACAAUGUGGUUUCAAAGUAAAGAAAAAUAAUGAUAUACAUGUUAUUAAACUCAGCACAUGCGUUAUUGAUUUUACGUGUCAUUUGACAGAUCAUGUUAUAGUUAAUGCUAGCAAGCACUAUAAGUGUAUUUUUAGUUCUUUAUUUAAAUUGCCACAUAUGAUCUAAACACAAAUCCUCAGCUGGUGUCAAUCAGCACAACUUCAGCUGAAGUCAAUGGAGUGAUGCCAGUUUAUAUAAGCAAAGGAUCUGAGCUAAGCUCUUUAUUAAGAAUUACUAGAACGGACUGUACUCUGUGCUGGGCACUUGUGUGCUGGGAGUUCAAAGUACAUAGGAAUGCAUGAAACAUUUUCCUCAUUUUCAUUUCCAGGCUUCAAGAACACGAAGAUGUAGCUUGUGAAAUUCAAGCUGCAAACAGGAUGUACAUAUAUUAAAGUUUCAGUUUGUCAUUUGAAAUUUUUCCUUUUUCUUUUUUUCCUUUUUUGCUGGGUGGGAAUUCUGUGUGAUUAAAAUCACAUUAAUCCCAACUUUUUUUUUAUAAAAAACAACAACUUAUUAACCUUGUGACCUGGAUGCUGUCUUUAACCAUUCCCCAGGGAGUGGCCACUCACUCUCAUCUCCAGUCCUGAAUUUACAAUCCUCAGGAAUGAGGCAGUUUCCUGAGAGAACCAUGCUGCUGCCAGCACCAUGUUUGAUGGCCCUUCACUUCCUUUUGUGUUAAGGGGUCAGAAGCCCUUAAGGCAAGUGGCUGUGGAAACAUGCUGGCCGUUUUGGCUCUCUCUCAGCACGGAUGGCACUGUGUAUGUGACUGCAGCCUAGCUUGUUGCUGUCCUCCUGAACUGGAGGCAAUAGCGAACACCAGGAAAACAGCUUCCGUUGUGCUGUAAUCGGUUCCAGAAUGAUGGAACUUGGGAGAUUCAUGUGACUAAUGAAAGCCAUUCGGAGAUAAAAAGCUUGAAGAGGAGAGCAGCAUCAGCUGGAAUAUUUCGUUCCAUGUUGCAAGAGACAGGGCGAGUUGGCUGGAAUGAAACCUUUUCCAUACAGUUGGCUUGAAAUGCAGCAUUUAAGAGAAAACAGCAAACAUUUCUGAGUUACAAAGCACCAAACAGCUAGAGACUCACUUGCUAUAAGACAAGCAAGUGUCUUCACGCAACUUUGCUGAAGGUCCAUAUUGACCAAGACUGCAUAAGAACAGAAAGCAGACUUUGCAAAGCCUGUAUCCAGAGCACUUGCUCUCAUCACAAGGCCACACUGCUUCCUCAAAUUACAGACACAGCUUUUCUCCAUUCUCUGCUCCAAUGAAUGUCUGCGCUAGGUCUAAAACUUGGAGUGAUUUACCUGAAGAGUGAUACCAUCAAGAAACCACUGAAGAAACCCAAGACAGCUGAAAAACAGAAAGAGCCUGAGGAGAAUGAGAUUACGCAGACGGGUGCAUACAGCGCCAAGUCAGGCCUUCCCUGCCUGAACUUUGAAACUGUCCCAUCUUUGAGCCCAGCUCUCAUCCAUUCAUCACAUUCAGCAAGAAACCUGCACGCACACACAGGGUCACCUGAUUGUAACAUUAGUUGCAAGGGGAUGACAGAGCGCAUUCAUAGCAUCAAUCUCCACAACUUCAGCAAUUCUGUGCUCGAGACCCUCAACGAGCAACGCAACCGUGGCCACUUCUGUGAUGUGACGGUCCGCAUUCACGGGAGCAUGCUGCGCGCCCACCGUUGUGUGCUGGCGGCCGGCAGUCCCUUCUUCCAGGACAAGCUGCUACUGGGCUACAGCGACAUUGAAAUUCCUUCUGUGGUGUCAGUCCAGUCAGUACAAAAGCUCAUUGACUUCAUGUACAGCGGGGUGCUACGGGUCUCACAGUCAGAGGCCUUGCAGAUCCUCACAGCAGCCAGCAUCCUUCAGAUCAAGACUGUGAUUGACGAGUGCACCCGGAUUGUGUCACAGAAUGUGGGCGACAUCUAUCCAGUGAUCCAGGAUUCUGCCCAGGAGACACCGCGAGGAACUCCUGAGUCAGGCACUUCAGGACAGAGCAGUGAUACAGAGUCCGGCUACCUGCAAAAUCACUCACAGCACAGUGUAGACAGGAUCUAUUCAGCACUGUAUGCCUGUUCUAUGCAGAAUGGUAGCGGAGAGCGUUCAUUCUACAGUGGAGCAGUGGUCAGCCACCAUGAAACAGCGCUGGGACUUUCCAGAGACCAUCGUAUAGAAGACCCAAGCUGGAUUACACGGAUCCAUGAGCGCUCACAGCAGAUGGAGCGGUAUCUCUCCACUACUCCAGAAACUACACAUUGCCGGAAGCAACCACGUCCAGUUCGGAUCCAGACCCUCAUGGGAAAUAUUCACAUCAAGCAAGAGAUGGAGGAUGACUAUGACUACUAUGGACAGCAGAGGGUACAGAUCCUAGAGCGAAAUGAAUCUGAAGAAUGCACUGAGGAUACUGAUCAAGCAGAAGGCACUGAGAGCGAGCCCAAGGGGGAAAGCUUUGACUCGGGAGUCAGUUCCUCUAUUGGCACUGAGCCUGAUUCUGUUGAACAGCAAUUCAUAACUGGUCUAAGCCGAGAAGGUCAGCAAGACCCUCCUCAAGCAGAACAAAAUGAUGCUUCUGCUGAAGGCAUUCAGCAGCAGCACAUAGAUGCCAACUCUUCCUCACCGGAGAGAGGCAAUGACAUUGAAAGGGACAGCACACUGCUCACUGUAAGCAACAGUACUGAAAAGGGGACUUUGCAGCCUUCUAUCACUACAACUGUUGCCCAAACAUUGCCAAGCACCCAGCUCUACUUACGCCAGACAGAAACUCUCACCAGCAAUCUGAGGAUGCCGCUGACUCUGACCAGCAACACACAAGUCAUUGGCACAGCUGGCAAUACCUACCUGCCUGCACUGUUUACUACACAGUCUGCUGGCAGUGGUCCUAAGCCUUUCCUCUUCAGCCUGCCCCAACCCUUAGGCCAACAGACACAGUUUGUGACAGUCUCCCAGCCUGGUCUGUCAACUUUUACUGCUCAACUGCCAGCCCCACAGCCCCUGGCUCCUUCUGCAGGCCACAGCACAGCAGGUGGGCAGGGUGAAAAAAAGCCUUAUGAGUGCACCCUCUGCAACAAGACUUUCACCGCCAAACAGAAUUAUGUCAAGCACAUGUUUGUACAUACAGGUGAGAAGCCGCACCAAUGCAGCAUUUGUUGGCGAUCCUUCUCCCUAAAGGAUUACCUAAUCAAACACAUGGUGACUCACACCGGUGUCAGAGCCUACCAGUGCAGCAUCUGUAACAAGCGUUUUACCCAGAAGAGCUCCCUAAAUGUGCACAUGCGGCUCCACCGUGGGGAGAAAUCCUAUGAAUGCUACAUCUGCAAGAAAAAAUUCUCACACAAGACCCUGCUCGAAAGACACGUGGCUCUGCAUAGUGCCACAAAUGGAACACCUAGCACAACGGGCACUGGUGCAAGGGCUCUUCCCACUGGAGUGAUGGCCUGUGCAGAGGGAACCACAUAUGUCUGCUCCGUCUGUCCUGCUAAGUUUGACCAAAUUGAGCAUUUCAAUGACCACAUGAGGAUGCAUGUUUCAGAUGGAUAAGUAAAAUCUAUUCUGUUAUGAACAACAACAAAGCCCAACCAGAGAAACAACAACAAAAAGCUAUGGCACUAGAAUUUAAUAAUUUUUUUUCAUUUUUACUUUUUCGUUUGUUUAUUUUCAUUUCAUUUUUGUACUACAUGAAGAACUGUUUUUUGCCUGCUGGUACAUUACAUUUCUGGAAGCUGGGUGAAUAGUAAUUAGCUCAGCCUUCCUUUGAUGGUGGCCUUAAGGCCAGAUAGUGCUUCAAGAGAUCUACUGGUUGGAUCUCCAGCUACUGGCCUCUAAAUACAACCCUUCUUUACUACAAAAAAAACUUUUAAAAAAAUCUUCUUUGUCACUUGUGAAGAGCACUACACACAAAAAAACCCCAACAACUAGAGGAGAAAUAUGUUAUGAAAUCUACAAGGCCUACUGUCGUAAGUACACCGCUUACAGUGUUUCAAUGGACAGAUUCACAAUUCUGACCGCUCUGGACUUCACAGUAUCCAGUUAAAACUGUGGAAUAGAAACAUAUGGUUGAGCAGCAACCACAGAAAAUGGGCCCUAUUGGAUUCCACCAUUAGUCUUGCUAUCUUAAAAAAAGGGCUGUGGAGAAGGGCAAGGGAGUUUGGGUUGGAUGGUGUGGAGUCCCUGCAGGAUGGGGAAGGAGAAUAAUAGGUUCCUCUUGUGGAUUCUGUUCCAUUCCACGCAUUCUGAUUCAUGAUUCCCAACUUCUUUCCUCCCCACUAACAUCAACACCAUAUUUCAUCGAAAGCUAGGAACAAUGAAGUAAGAAUUGAGGUGAGCAAAGCUGGCUUUUAAUGUCAUUUAUUCAGUGUCUUUGCUGAGCCAUGGGCCUCAGCACAAUCAACGGGACUUUUGCAAAUAUCAAAGAGAAACAGCAAAAGGAAAAGAUUUCAAUAUUUUUUUUUCCACCCAGUGUUCUAGAUACACAAAAAGGAUUAGCUCCCACAAUCUUUGGGGGUAGGUUUGUUUUUUUUUUGUUUUUUUAAAGGCUGCAUCAAGAUUUAUUCUUGUGGAGGAAAGUGACGUAGAAAGUGGGUGGGAAGUAAAUAAAAAAAAGUUCUCAAGAUUUUUUUUAAUUCAAAAUUUUAUAGAGGGAAAGAUGUGGUGUUUACCAGAUAGAGUGCUGAUUUUUUAAAAAAUAUAUUUACCACAGUAUUUGUGUAAAAAAACAAAAAAAAACAAAAGUGUAACCUUGUUAAAAGUAAUUUUUGUUUUCUCUUUUGUUUUGCAUACACUGCCACUAAUACCUGCUCAGUUACAUAACUGGAUAUAUAUGUGUAUGGUGUGCACAUGUAUGAAUAUAUGCAUAUAUAUUUAUAUGCGCGUGCACACACACACACAUAUAUAUAUACCAAUAUCUAUAUAUAUCUAUAUAUAUAUAUCAUUGUAGAUAAAGACUGUUCAGAUUAGGAAUCCUACUUCCAAUUAGCAAGAGGGGAAAAGAGAAUGAGGUGAUCCUGAUGUCUUGUUUCAACAAAAAAAGUAUCAAGCUUUUUCUGUUAUUUUUCUCUGUGCUUUUUAGUAGUUUGAAAAUAGCAGUCUGGGAGUAAAGUGAUAUUAUAUGUGAUUUUCCCCUCCAUCAUAUUCUGCCCACCUUGUAGUGUCACUUGAAAAGCUGUUCUGAAUUUGAAGUUUUGGUUUUAUUUGGCUUUUAAUUUAUUUUCAUCUAAGGUUCUGAUGAAAGGAAAUUGGUUUUCAGAAGCAAGAUUUUAACAUUAUUUAUCCGGCCUUUGGAAUGGGAGUAUUUGUUUUGCUCAUAAGUCCUAAAGUCCCUAGGUGGGCAAAGUAUGAAGAUUGUUCUAACACAUCCUGUUAUUCUGUCUUUAAUCUUCCAUAAAUGAGAAAUGGAUCCAGUCUCUCUAGUUACUAAGAUACCAUGAUUGUUCUUUUUCCUUAUAAAUACAGCUCAUCUUCGUUAUUUUUCAUCUGCAAAGAUAUUAAUGCUUAGAGCCACACCUUUCUGUACCAAUCCAAAGUGGAAUAAGGCAGGCAGGAUAUACAUUAGAAAUUCAUUUCGUUUUAUUAUCAGUGCAAAGUGUGUCCCCUAAGUUUUAACAUCUUCCUAGAGGAGUUUUUGAGAAUUUAUCACCCAAGGUUGACUGACAUACUUUUAGUGCCUAGUUGAACUGGACCAAUGUCUGACAAAUCUCGUAAGCAUUUGUCCUGUGCGUUAAUUUCUAGUCCAAGCAAAGUGCCGUAUUUUUCGCUCCAUAAGACGCACCUUCUCCCGCUGGAGUCUUGGCAACACCACAGCGCCUGCAGCUCAGUCAGCCUGCCUCCAAAGGCAGCUGCGGUGGCAAAACUGAACUCAUUGGCAUUCCUGGGGGCUGCACCAACAGCCGCCGCCGCUCUUUUAAUGAGCCUCAUUCUCCAGCCGCAAGGUAGGUAUCUCGCCUUGCAAAACCCAAAAGUGUUGCCAGCCAGCCUUGCUUGCUCAUACAAGGGAUAAAGAGACCCUUUCCUCUACUUCUGGGCAACAUCUCCCUCAGAGCCUUCAGACAUACAUGGGCAUCUGGCAGCUAAGCCUCAGAGUAAGAGUAUAUUGCUAGGCGGGAGCUCCCCAUCUCAAUUUGACAGAGCGUGCAAGGGAGAAAAGAUCCCCGUCCGCGCUGGCUCCUGGCUGCUCUCAUGCAAGUCACAGAGUCCCUCAGAUGGAGGGAACUCUAAACUGUGUUCUAAAGCUCUCUUCCCCCGCCUCGCACAGGCGACAUGCCACACCCCCGCUGCUCCGGGAACCAAAGACCCCACGCAUUCAUGCCACAAGACACACAGACAUUUCCCCUUACUUUUUAGGAGGAAGAAAGUGCAUCUUAUUGAGCGAAAAAUACAGUACAAUAAUAUGUAAAAGAAGAGACAAAGAGGAAAUACUUAGAUUUUAAAUGUAUCCCUUUCUCAACCAAAUUUGCUGUAUUCCCAAGCAUGCUUAUGUGGAAAUAAGUUCCAUCAGUGGGACCUACUCCACGUGACAGAAUUACAGUGACAGAAUUACUAACGCCUGCUGACUUUAUGAGACACUCCUCCAUGCUAGACAGCUUUAUUCUUAUUUGUUUAAUACUUAAAUCUUCACUAUUCCUUAGGAUGAAAACAUUUGUUUUACUGUCUGUAAUCUAUCUGGGAUGAAAUUGCAUAGUUAAGGGAUACUGUCAGAUUUCUAGGUAGCCACAGUUUGUAUAUGAUUGUUUUAAGAUCCUAACCAGUUACAAUGAGACAGCCUAUCUAUCACAUUUGAUAAAUAUUACAACAUCACGACAAUAUUUUCAAAGAUGACAUUGUUUCAACAUUAACUUUUUAAAAAAUGAUUAUUGGCACAAGUGAAAGGAUAUAUACUGUUCUCAAAAAUUAUUUAAGCAAUUUAGAUGCUGCCCCUGCCACCAGUCAAUAAAUGCACAACACCCCAAUUAUAAACAAACUGAAGGGAAGAAAGUCCCUGUAUAGGAACUUUAUCCUCACUGGGCUCUGAACUGAGGAAAAUGUGUUUAAGAUUGAGAUUAUAAAUGUUGACUCCCAUUGUAGUAAUUCACAAACUAAAGGCAAAAAAUAGCUGCAUCAGAAUGAAAAGAGAAAGAUCAGGAAGUGCACAAAAGUAUAUGGCAGUGUCUUUUGGAAGAACCUUAUAUUCACUGAGUACAAAGAAAAUGUUCUUUAAUUCACUUUAAGCAGUAUCUCAAAUUUCUUCACACGAGUAGAAAAGGUAGUUGUCAAUAACAGAGGGGGGGAAUACGAUAAAAUGCCCUAAUAAUAAAUUUGAGGUGUCAAAGGAGGGACAAGUAUUUGGAAAAGUGAUGGGGAAGCAGUUUAGAAUCAGUAAUUUUGAUAUUCAUUGUCCCCCUAAUGUACUAUCUCUACAAUGAAAAUCUGUAUUAAAAUAGCAAUAUAUCCGAUGCUCCAUCGCAAAUGAUAAACGCCCAUCAGAAAUUAUGACAUUUACUAGGCAAGAAUAGGCUUUGAUUGGAGGAAGAGUAAUCCAACCCCCCUGCCCACACAAAUGAAAUAAUAUAUAUAUAUUGUGUAUGCUCCAUGCAGACUUUUAUGUGCAGCUGAUCCAUUAAUGUGAUUUUACCAGUCUCCUGUCCUAGCAAUGGAGCACCUGAAUCACGCUUCUUCCAGUGAAUGGUGCAAAGCAGAGACACUUGCACCACUUCACCCCAUGAAAGCUGUUACCACCUGUAAAUAUCUGAAUUAGGUAAAUUAGAUUUAUGAAAUUUAAAUUGAGUGGCAAGCUACCUAAAUACAGAUUUGAUUUGUUAAAGAGCAAUUCUGGAACCUCAAUUAUUUCCAGAGAUUCAAGUUAUGUUCCUGUGUCUGUAGUUUUGUACAUUUAGCUACACACAAUGCCUAAAAAGAUGUAGUUUUGAAUUAAGUUUUGCUACUGCCUUCUGCAUUUACACAACAUCUCUUUUCCAAAACUAAAGUAAUAUAAAAGGGGUGUUAAGUUAGAUGGUACCUAUGCAUGGGUACAAGCAUAGUUUAGAGAGAUGAUCUAAAGGCUUUCUAGGGAUGUUGUGUGGAUACAGAGCUCCACUCAUAUGUAGAGUGCACCCAGGUACUGAAGAUAAUAGACCAUCACCAAAGCUAUCUGUCCUUACUGGAACCAAUGAUUCAGACCACUCAUGCAGUUAAAUUUAUUUCUACAUAGACAGUUUAAGUCACAAGGAUUACUGUUAAAGAAACUAAAAUUCAAAAUUAUAUGGUUUUAAUAUUUUCCCUUCUAGCAUAUAUAAACAUACAAGAUCCAUGUUAUAGUCCGAAUCUAACAAAGAGUGGUAGUUGGGGCUUAAGCACACCUAGUUCUGUUAGAUUACAGCUCCUUGAUUU